GACCACUGACCGCACUCUGUUAUUUUGGGGGGUAAACACGGAGGAUUUUUUGUCUCCUUCAGUGGAAAACAGCGUCAAAUAAAGAGACGAGGGGUGAAAAGGAGAUGUACUGGGACACUUUCACGAAAACAGGAGACAGAAACUUGGACAGCAAAGAAUCGAAAAUAAAGGUAGGUUUUUAGCUCAAUUUGAUUUUUUAAUAGACUGCUUAAUACAGGAAGUAGUGUCAUUCAUUCAUGACAUCCAGAGCAUAGUAUAUCUCAAACGUUUUGUCCAUCUUAAUUUGAGUAAAAUCACUUGACUAAUUGUGUUUGUUUUCACUGAAUACUCAAACUUUAUUGAGAUUUUUGUGACAGAAACAUUAUCUUUGAUUGCUUAAAAGUUUGACUGGUUGGUUAUUUUUUAUCUCUGUCUUUAUUUUUACCUCUGUCUUUGAAUAUUGAUCAGCAAUCAAAGUUGAAAUAAUAGAAGUUGUAACCAGGAUGCUUUCAACACAGAUGGAGGUCUGCCCCACUGGAUAUUACACUGAAGAUUUCAGAACACAGGAAGUACCAGCUGGCUUUGACUUUGCAUCAUAUGGUGAGUUUAGUGAAUCACUUGACUAUUGUUUGUCCAUCACAACAUCACAAGCUAAACAUCAUGACUUCUGACUGGUGCACGAUUUCAGCAGCGCUCUUUUUUUUUUUUCUUUACUUCUGUGAGUGUUUGCACGAUCGGUUUCCUCUGAACCAGAGCAGCUGAAGGACAGAGGAAAUAUUUGCGCAGACUGUAUCAUCACAUCUGUCACAGCUUUCUCAAUGAGACCUUGACACACGGGUUGGGGUGGCUCUUGCUCUAAGUCAGAGGCUGCGUCAGGAUAAUGGGGCUGCUGUGUAUGUGUGUGUGAGAAUAAUGCUUGAAUGGGCUGAGGUAGGCAAAGACAGAAAAAGGAGUGUCUUUAACCUGACCACCCUUUUCUGCCUGUCUUCCCUAAUCCUUUCCUCCAGACUUCCUCCUCCAACAGAUUUAGAGCCCCCCUCCUCCCUUCCCUCCCCAUCCCUCCAUCACUACUCUGUCACACUCCCUCCGCUGGUGUUUCCUCCCCUCUUCCUCUCCCUCCCUCCCUUGUUUCCUCCAUCCAUUGAGCUUAGAUGCAUGGGCUUGAGUGCCUGGUGCUGAUUCGACAGUAAACAAAUGGCUUUUUCUUGUGUCAACAUACAUAGUCAAGAUAAAAGAAAACUAACAAAUUCGAGUCAUCUUUCCCCUUUUUUUGCUGAGCUACAAAUUAACUUGAUUUCUAAAGGACCAUACCAACGAUUUUUGCAUUUGUACUUCACAUUUAAGCAGUCAUUGGUUUAAGUUUGUUUUUGCAACCACUUUAAGUUAAUUUAAACCUUAUUACUAAGUUAUUUCAACACUUAAAUUUAGCAAUAAAAAGAGGCUGGUUUGAACUGAAAUGCACCCAGUGAUGGAUUCAAUAUCUAAAGUUCAACAUUCCAAAAGCAAAAAAAGAGCAAUCAUAUGUUUAAGUGUUAAGAAAGACAAAUUAGAGACACAAGUGGUUGAUAUAUAUUCCAAUCCUGAACAAGAUUAUUUCAUUGUACUGUGCUAAAAAGUUGUUGAGAAACAGCUGAUUCUCAUAAUUUUAAUGUCUGUUUUUUAGCACCAAUGUUUGUAUAAACUAAGAGUUUUCAAAGUUCCCCUAUCUUAAAACAUGCAGAUGAGUGUUUAUCAAAGCAAAUGUAGAGUCUCUGGUGGUCAAUGAUUUUAAGCAUAAGUAUCCAGAAAUUGUUGUGUUACUGUUUAUUAUGUUUUACGUCAGAAAGUAACACAAUAGAGUCAGAAGAAUCAAAAGAUGAUGUGUGAAGUCACAUUAUAAAGAAAACGCCAAAGAAAAUAAAUUUUUAUGGUGGACAUAUAAAGUUACUUGGUUCAUGGAGGCCAUGGCCCUCCCAGACCACCACCCCUUAGAUGUGUCCCUGCUUUCACACUGUCCUCAUUUGAAUUGGAAGUCAAUAAAAAAACAGCAUUAAAGAAAUCAUGAGUGCUAUGGGACGAAUGUUGAAUAUAUCCAUUAAAACAGAAGGUGUGGUCCUUUCCAAUCACUUCAUUUGCCUUUGUUCUGCCUUCAUCAUCAUUUACUGACUCCAUCUGUCUGUGCUUUCUUUAACCUCCAGACUACCCUGGUGAAGACCUGUCUUUUCUGUUAGACAGUAAAACACCUGGACAGCAGCAGUAUGUUGCAGAAAGCAGCUACACUGAGCCACCAAAAGUUUCUCAUCUGUAUGACUCUAAAGGUAAACUUCAAAUCCCCAAAGAACUUCAUCACAAGGGUCAGUAUGAGUAGCUGUUUUUUAAUCUAAACAGACUGUUUCGCUCUUUUUUUUCCCCGCAGUGAGCGCUGGUGACACAGCCCUCUUCAACCUAGAGUCAUAUCAGGAGUGCAACUGGUGGGCCACAUAUCCUCAUGGUGAGCCUUAAUGGACACUACUACCUCAUGAUUCGCAAAAAUUACCUUUUCUGUAGGAUUCCCUUUUUUUCCUCUGCUAACCGUCUUUUCAAUGAUCAGAUGGGCUGACAGUCGACCAGCCUCAAACUGGAUAUCAAGAGUCUCCUCAGACCUACCAGAGCUUGGUGCCACAAAAUGGACAGUUUAGCCCAGCCAUGGAAGGCGGCAGCAGCCCCUUUGUUGCUGCAAAAGGAUCAAAUACAUUACAAAGUAAGACAUUUCACCAUCAGCAUGCUAGUGAUUUAAAAAUGCAGUUCAAGGUCUAAUUCCUGUUUUUCUUUUCAGGUGAGACAAACCAGAACUACUCAUGUCAUUCUGCUGAACUCUAUGACUCAAAUGUUCAGAGUCAGUCAUCCUCAUUCUGGCCUGAGUACUCCUCUCCCAGCUUUACUGCCCCCCUGCCUCACCCGCCUUCAAACCUCAGUCCUCAGUCAUCAGAGCAGUACUGCCCCCGUGUGGUCAAACGCAAAAACUCACACUCACAGAGGCCAGACAGGGAGGGCCCCAUGACGGGAAUGUCAGCGUAUCCAGGUCAGGAUCUAGAUAUCGCCACACUGCCUUUUUAAUGCUGUCUUGCCUUUGACUUUUCUAGAAUAAUUCAUGUGAAGCGAAAUUCAAAACAUAACAUCAUUUUCCUUUGUCACCUGAAUUCAUCAUGGUAUGUAUUUAUUUAUUCAUCCAUUCAGGCUCUGGUCCGAUCCAGCUUUGGCAGUUUUUGCUCGAGUUGCUUCUGGACUCAGCUUGCCGGACCUUUAUAUCCUGGACAGGAGACGGCUGGGAGUUUAAGAUGUCCGAUCCCACAGAGGUGAGGCACAUUUUUGUGUAGAGCAGCAUACACAAUUUAGAGUAAAAUGUCCUUCUUUAAUCCAUCAGCGUAAAUUAAACAUGAUUAUCUUACUGAAAGUCGAAGUUUAGAAUCAAAUCAGCGAUUUUGAGCCUAAUUGGCUUAACAAUAUCGAGUAGUGUCUACUCACGGGGGGGCCCUGGUCAACCUUUAAAUGUGAGGUGUUGGCAGUUGAACCAAAGAGAUCUGGCUCUCCUCUUACCUGCAAAGCCUUGACAGUGUACAGGAUGUACUGCAUUUGAAGAACCUCAGCCUCUUAUGUCUUAUGUUUACAUGUCUGUUAUGGAUGAAAAGACCAUUAACAGUGCCUUCAAAGACUAACUUGACACCAGGCUGCAAAGCAUUUUGUAAAAACACCAUAAAUGUUUUAGUGUUAAAUGCAAAUUCUUUUAUUGAAAGUAUUUGAGAGUGUCUAUCUCUUUUUAGUGAAUGUUUUUUAUCAAGAUUUUAGGAGUAACUCUUUCUUUUAUCACAGGUGGCAAAGCGUUGGGGCCAGUGCAAAAACAAACCCAAGAUGAACUACGAGAAGCUGAGUCGAGGUCUGCGUUACUACUAUCACAAAAACAUCAUUCACAAGACGGCAGGCAAACGCUACGUCUACCGUUUUGUCUGUGACAUGCAAAGCAUGCUGGGAAAGUCAGCCCAGGAGGUCCUGACCAGUCUGAACGUUUUACCCUCAAACACUGAGUCCUGGCAGUGCUCUGGGGUACAGGCCGCAGCGAUAUCGGAGCACAGCAGCGACACGUGGGUGUCACAGUAAGGAAUGGAUGCCGGUACUCUUGCAGCCGCUUGCCGAGUGUGACCGUCACAUUUCAGAGGACGACCACAGCCUAGCACUGCCUUCACUAGCUCUGCUCGUACUUAAGGAUCAACAAAGAGGGAUCAGAGCUGGUUUAUUACUGUUGUAUUUCAGGGAAAAGUAAGCAAAACUCAUCAAGUCAGCUUUAGCAACUUUCUUUUGAUGUAACACUAAGUGAGAAGCUCAGGUUUUCAAAUUAUAUGGAUGGUAAGGAGUCAGAUAAAUUUCUUCUUUAUUGAUUACAGGAAACAAAGACAGUAAAUAGUUUAAACCCAAAGAGACCUAAUUUGAUACAUUUACAACAGCUAUCAUAAGCAGUUAACACAUAAAACUUUAACAGCAUUUUAGCUUCUCGUCUUUGGUGAAAAUGUUGCAUUUAUUUAAGUAGUCAUCUAAAUUGUGAUUUAAGUCAUUAAAAAUACCUUUUCCAUAGUUUAUAGCUUGACUUCAGGGUAGUAAAACUCCAGCACAGGAACCAGCAGGAAGCAUUUGAAGCACUAUUAAUUGUAUGGUUUUUUUUUUUCUUUUUUACUGUUUAUGGGGCUGUUACUUUGUUACUGUUACUCUUUUGUUCAAAAGGGAAAUCAUUUUGUAAAUAGUGUUCAUAAAGUGGUUUUGUAGAGUUUUGUGCAUAUAUAUUUUUUAUACAAAACUCAUGUCUACCUCUUUUGCCGUUGAGAAUCACAUGAACUGAGAUGAUUUUCAGAAAUUCACUGUGAAGGUUUCAACAUGUCUCCACAUUAUUAUUUUUGUAAAUAGAGUGUAUAUACAGAUUUGUGUGAAGACUUUCACUCCAUUCCUCUGGAUUUUGCCUUUAUAUUAAAAGUUAUAAAACACA
This is a messenger RNA of Xyrichtys novacula (pearly razorfish), 4969 nucleotides long. Lineage: Eukaryota; Metazoa; Chordata; Actinopteri; Labriformes; Labridae. The record is from the annotation of a GenBank genome assembly.